ACUGCCAGGGCAAAGCGUGAGAGAAGCAUCUCGUACACGCUCUUCACUGCUCGUAGUCGUACAAGGAAACUCUCCUGCGCAGCUCACGAGUCACUUUUCAAAACUCAACGAAUCGAAGAUUCGAGGAGGUAUCGAAGAGCUGAAAGUCAAGCGAGCUGCAUUAUGGCGGGUGCACGUGUGAAAGCCUUCGCCAUCCUAUGCAUGGUAGCACUCUGCCUGCACAUGGCAGAUGCUCAAGUUAGGGGAUUAAGAGUCAAUUACUACCAGAGAUCGUGCCCGAGGGCCGAGCAGAUCAUUAGGACGGCUGUACAGAAUGGGUUUAACAGUGAUCCUACCAUUCCCGCCGGACUCAUCCGAAUGUUAUUCCACGACUGCUUCGUCAGAGGUUGUGAUGCCUCUGUACUUCUGGACAAUGCCGAUUCCGAGAAGCUGGGUGCUCCCAACGCGAAUUCUCUCCGAGGAUUUGAAGUUUUGGACGCAGCGAAAUCAGCACUGGAAGCAGCUUGUCCCGGAGUCGUCUCGUGCGCCGACGUUAUCGCUUAUGCUGCCCGUGACGCCAUGGAAGUGGCUGGAACCGUGAAAGUGCCCAACUGGCUCGGUGGACGAAAGGACGGGUCGACUUCCGUUUCGGCUGAAACUUUGACCGAAUUACCAGCUCCUUUCUCCAACUUCACCACUUUGCAGAGGGCCUUCGAGAGGAAGGGUCUCAACCAGGCCGAUUUGGUCAUUCUCUCAGGUGCCCACACAAUCGGAAUUGCCCGGUGCGGUAUCAUCCUUCAGCGAAUUUACAACUUCAAGGGUACCGGCCAAGCCGACCCCGCCAUCAACCCAGCCUAUGUCCAGACCUUGAGGAACCUCUGCCCAUCUAACGCACCCGGAAAGCAGAUCAACAUGGAGAUGUUGACCCCCACCAAGAUCGACGCCAACUACUUCAACGAUGUUCAAGCAGGACGUGGUCUCUUCGAGUCCGACAACGCUCUCAGAACUACUCCCAUCGGAAGGUCUCUCGUCAGCGUCUACAGAGUUCCCCAGGUUUUCAACGCUGCAUUCGUCGCCUCCAUGAGGAAGAUGGCCAGCAUCGGAGUUCUCACCGGCAGCAACGGAAAGAUCCGCACCAAGUGCAACAUUGCGUAGGCUCGCAGCACAUCUUUCCAAGCUUGAACGAAUCAGUGUGACAUUAGUUGGUCCUUCGACACCAGUCGACUUGGAGGUCUUGCCGUUCUCUUAUCUGAAGUAUGGCGAGAAGCCUUCGCAGGUCUUCUGCAACGCUCGGGGUUUACUUUUACCGGAUUCCUUAGAAUUUAGGCCUCACGUAAUCACCAAGAACGAUGAAGGCAUUUUUAAAGUCAAAUGUAUUGUCUAAGUGUUUCGUGACAGAUUUUACAACCAGAAUAUAAGAUCUGCCUCGCGUGCAAUGUAACAUGCCGGAAAUUGAGGAUUGCAAUUUGUAACACCGUCAUGUAAAUAUAAGAUUUGUUCCAAC
Molecule: messenger RNA, 1483 nt
Organism: Marchantia polymorpha subsp. ruderalis
Lineage: Eukaryota; Viridiplantae; Streptophyta; Marchantiopsida; Marchantiales; Marchantiaceae
Source: the annotation of a GenBank genome assembly